Molecule: messenger RNA, 2779 nt
Organism: Rhododendron vialii
Lineage: Eukaryota; Viridiplantae; Streptophyta; Magnoliopsida; Ericales; Ericaceae
Exons: 4
Coding region: 64-726 (220 amino acids)
Source: RefSeq, a predicted model, not a curated record
UUUCGCAAAUUUGAAAUCUUUGCACCUGGAGAGAGAGAGAGAGAGAGAGAGAGAGAGAGAGAGAUGAAAGAGCUUCAAAAUCCGAAGAACGAUCAACAUCCUCACGCAAAUCGCAGGUCCAAAUCCAUUGCCGGCUUCACCAAGAAGACACAGCAGAUUAGCAAAAAAUGCUUGGAUCCUGCGUUUUCAUCGGUCUCAGACGACGUCGCCGAGCUCUCUUCUACCUCGGAGGCUUCGGACGAUCAUCUACUCGUUCAAUCGGCGGAGAGCUCAAUCUUGUCACCUAGUCCAGUUAUUUCACCUUCACUAGAGACAGUUGCUCUGUAUGAUCUCUCUCCCAUGAUGUCUACUGUCACUGGAGAAGAAGAUGAACCAAACAGUUUCUCAGUCUUCCAUUCCGGAUUUGCCGAAUCAAAAGGCAAUGAUGAUAUCGUUCCCGUGGAGGCAGACAUGGUUGUAAAUCAUCUCAAGCUAGCUCGAACAAAACUUAUGAAUUCAACCGACAUUGAUGUCAGCUCUCGGAAGCUUUUGGAUGCUUUGAUCAAGACAGUGAUUGAGGAGUAUGAUGGUUUACACGAAGAGAAAGAUCAAUUUGCUGAAUUAGUUACGAUGAAAAGGCGCGUUGUGUUCGUGUGUGUUGUGUUGUGGAUCCUUCUUGUUUCUGUGAUAUUUCUCUUCAGAAGUUGUGGGGGACGGAGUUCCUUCAGUGAACCUCUACCGACAUGAAUCCCUCAAAUGGUGAAAACAGGAUAGGAUAUUUAAGCAGGACUCUUGGUAUGCAAUGAUGUAUCAUGUGAACUACCACAAUUAAGUAGUUUUACCUUGCUGAUCUUUCUUGAAUGCUCAAAGAUAAGUAGAUUACUCAAUUUACAAUUUCACACUAAAUUUGUGACCAACCUAUGUUUGGGGAUAGAUUGAUUGAUAUUGUCUGUCUGGUACGUUAAACUGUUUUACUUGAUUGUUAUCUGCUCCGUAUGUUCCUCUUUUAUCUGUCGGUGGACGGAUCACAGGGUCAAAUAUCAGCUGUAUCGGAUUCAUAAGUGAUUAAACAUGAAACUUUUCAUAAGUGAUUAAACAUGAAACCUAUGUUCGGUUUGGUUUUUGGAAAAAAAAUUCAACUAAAAAAAUACUCAUUACCUCUACUUCCAAUCAUUACUCUCCACUCAUUACCUCUAUCUCCAAUCAUUAUUCUCAUUUCUCUCUCUAUCUCUUUCCACUCAUUACCCCCACUUCCAAUCAUUAUUCUAUUUCUCUCUCCACUCAUAACUCCAAAAAAUUUCUAAAAACUCGUCCAAACACAGCAUAACUGGUGAAGGGCUUAGGAUCCAGAAUAACCAACGAGGAGUAGGUGCAAACUAAACCAUUUGAUGUGUAUUUGAAAGUCGGAAAAUUUGACACACAAUUUAAUUUAGGGUGGGAAUUCUCCCGGUUCGAGCCCUUUUUUUGUGCAGAACUCGGAAGACAUGGUAAAUACUUCUGUGGAGAUGAAAGACAUGACAGUGCAAUCAAAAUAUCAAAUUACCUAAUUUGGCCUUCCCGAAUGUAUGACACGUUGAGAUAGCAGAUUUGGUAGAGAUAGGUAAACAGCAAUCUUUUUCUAGAAGAGAUUUUAGUGUGAAGUUGUUCUUCAAAACCAAGAGUCAAUAACCUAAGCAAUUUGACAAAUCCUAUAUACUAGUUAAGUCACGGGUGAUGAUUAAUAAAACACAAGAGUUUAACUAUCAUUGAGGGGUGUCUUUAAUUACAUAAGUACCGAUUAACAAGUCGGUUAUAGUAUAAGUAAAUAUAGUCAAAGUUAGGCAGUCAAAAGGUGAUUCUUCAUCAAAGAAAGGAGGACUUAUUAAUCUACACCAUGUGCAAUGAGCAAGAAAAUAUGAAGUGGGUUGCUUUCACUGGUGUAGUAUCCACAUGCCUUGAACAGCUUAAAUAUGUCUUAUCCACUGGUUAGCUCCUUCAUAAUUCACUAAUUGUCCAUUUAAAUAUAAAGAAAGCAGACCAAACAAAGGUCAGAUAGGUUCUUUCAUGGAAGUUGUUAGGAAAAGGAUAAGGAGGAAUUUGAAUAGAUGAUUGGAACUGAAGGAAAGCCAUAUAAAACUCUUACUUAGGAAAGUGGUUAUUAGAGGGAGCAGGUAAGAACCUAAUUUGACAGCCUAAAAGAUCAUUAAUGGGGUCACUAAGUAGCUAGAAAUCAAAGUCAUAAGUUAAUCGCUUGUAAAUCUUCUGACAAAUCUCUUCUUCUUUUUUUUGGGUUUUUCGAGAGUGUGCUUAAAGAUGAUGAUUUGCUGGAAUCCACAAAGCCUCCAUCCAACUGUACUUAAAAGCCAUGAUUUGGCUGUAAUCCACUAGAUUUAGAGAUGUUUAAAUUGUUUGUCCGUGACGGACUUUUUUGUGGCAUGUGUUAAUUCUAUCUGAUGCUUCCCUCAACAAUUUGCUCUGGGUAUGGAAUUUACUUAUUUGUGGCAUGUGUUUACCUAAAUUUGAAAAGCAUGGUAUUCCAAAGCCAGAAACUUACCUUCUUAAUCAAGAUGUUUAAUGUGCUUGAACUUGGAUGAUGUCUAGUAUUAAUGCACCUAUAAUGGAAUAUGGAAUGCUUAGCUGUGAAAAUCUGGUACAGUUGGCUGAUGUUUGAUCCUUUCCUUUGGCCCUUGGCCAAUCACAGUGCUUUAGAUUAGAUUUAUUUAUUCACCAGCUAAUAAUGUCCCUGACGUUUCUCUUCCAAUUAUGCCCUUGACGGAUUAAGGCGAUUCAAAGUUCUAAUACAAACUUUUGCAUGCUGACC